CAUCACCUGAAGGACAACGUCUGCCAGCAUCUACCAUUCUGGCUCAUUUGCAAACAUAUUAUGAUUCCGAAUUGCAAACUUCCCCGUGAGGGCCCCACGGACAGUCUGAAAUUGUAAACAGUUUCGCUUAACGUGAUCGCACCGCGGCCCUCUCCUCGUGCCCUUGAUUCGAAUUCUUUUUUUCCAUGCCAUUUUAAACCGUCGUCUCUUCUGUGGAUCAUCCCAAAGCCCCUCCUUUACAUCCCUCGUCUGCUGGUUUGAUAGAAGCCUUAUUGUCCUUCAGUUUUUACUAACGCUGAACUUAGCUUGAACCCUUGUAUUCACAUGCCUAAUAGAGCCGACGCCGGCCAUUCACCUCCAGGCGAUAAAUCCGACUUUAAAGCAGACGUUGACGAUCCUGCUGCCCCAAUGUCCGAUAUUGCUCUCCGAAAAAAGAAAAAUGCGGACGCCCAAGCCGCUUUUCGUCAGAGGCGAGCAAACUACAUAGCAACUCUAGAAGAGACAGUCACUAGUCUAGAGUCUGUUGUCCUCCAGCUUCAGGAUUCGUGUCGCGAAGCGCGAUCUGAAGCCGGGGAUCUACGACAAGACAAUGCGCGCCUUAGACAUGAAUUGCGCGAACGUGAGAAGUUCUGGAGGGCCCUUUGGCAGGCGAGGAAGACAGGACAGGCUCCUGAAUCGGAUGACUUGCCCCCGCUCCCAUCGUCUUUUGCUUCUCAUCCUCAAGCAACCAACAUCAAUAAUCGCACCCCCUCGUCGCACGGCCAUUAUAGUGAUGAUGGCAUGGGAUAUCAGACUAGCGACGAAACGUCCAAUUCCCUGUGCAGCGGCUCGUAUAACAGCGGGUCCAGUCACUCAUACACGACACAAUCUCCAGCACUUUCUUACACUGGCGUGGAAGCUGAGCAGAUAUCAUCCGGUGGAGCCGGGCACCACAUGAACGCCCGAGUGUCGAGAUAUGCUUCUUACCCGUAUCCGAUGCAAUCCAUUAGCCGGGACGGACCAUGGACUCAAAACGUGGCGCAGACUGCGUCUGCUAAUGGAUCGCCUACCUUGACAUCCCCCGAUGUAUAUGCGAACCGCCCUUUUGAAGAGCAGAAGACUCAGCUCAAUCAUCUAGAAACCACCCCAUAUCUCUUUCCUAGCAGCCGUUCCAUCUCCCCCACGUCGUCCACUCCCCCGUCCUCGUCUAGCACAUCCUUGACGUCCCCAUUCCAAUUCACAUUCCCUGCUGAUGGCUCGAUCACACAAGAUCGCGGAGAAUUUGAUUUCCGUCGGCACUCCAAUAGCCACGGUGCUGAUUUAACUUUACACGGUGGCACCGCAGAUAUUUCGGUUCCGAGUGCUGGCAGCGACGGCGUGCGUUACAGACUUGGGCCCCGUCGCACGAAUUCUGGUCCGAGUCCAUUACUGCCAUCCCUUCCUCAGUUCUCCGGGAGCGAGAACGGCUCUCAGCACGAGCGGGGGAGUAGCGAAGGCGAAGCCACCUCCUAUUCGCAAAUGCCGAGGCUUCGACCUCGCAGAGGACGUUCGCGAGAAUCGAGGUCACCUUCCCCCAGUGCACCUCCGAUUUCGGGCACGUUGGCGGUUAUUAAAGCUCAAGCUUUUGGAGCCCUCCGUCGAACUCGGACCAGGGCCAAAAAAACUUCUGAGGGGGCGGCUAAGGUUGCAAUGGAAGUUCUCGAGGCCAGGGGUAUCGGGAUGGGCGUAGUGGCUGGCUCGAAGCGUCCCCGUCUUCACCACGACGAUUCCGACAUGCAAACGUGAUGCAAAUAAAUGUACUCCGCAACGACUACCAGUUCACUCAUUUGAUCCCUAGGGAUUGUAUCAGCAUCUUUUCUCAUCACCAGUGAACUAUGUAACCACGAUUAUUUGUCCAGCAUUUUAAGAUACCAGUUACUUACUGUAUUGCGCUUACUCCUUAAAGGUCUGCUGCAUAGUGUUGCAUGUAAUAUGAUAUGUACCUUCGCUUGCACAAUUCAUUUAUCAUUAAAACACUC
Suillus paluster is the source of this 1997-nucleotide messenger RNA. RefSeq lists its product as uncharacterized. Gene Ontology annotation, molecular function: DNA-binding transcription factor activity. NCBI's taxonomy places the organism in Eukaryota, Fungi, Basidiomycota, Agaricomycetes, Boletales, Suillaceae. The transcript is spliced from 4 exons. The coding region runs from base 325 to 1764 and encodes 479 amino acids. Gene Ontology annotation, biological process: regulation of DNA-templated transcription. The record is from RefSeq and is a predicted model, not a curated record.